AUGGAGGUGGCCGAGAGCAGAGAGCAUAGCUCCGUUGGUCCUGCGGGGCCAGAGUCUACCAUGACCAACGGAGAGCGAAAUCCCUUCUUGGAUGACCCGCUCAUGGAUGAUGGUCGAUCCAGUAGCUUAAGUGAGAUUGAUGAACUAUCCGACAAUGAGCCCUCCGACUUUGAAGAUUCGAUCAAACCAGAAAGACAGCUCGAGAACGACUCGGAGGCGGAAACCGAGCGCAUCGAGGACUCUCCCCACAAUAUUCGCAAGCGCGGUGACAUUGUUCUCAGUGCUGGUAGCGCCGGCCCAAGUCCAAGCAAGCUUCAUCAGUCCACUACCCUAGCUGACGUCGACGAUGAAGAGCAGCUGGUGGACGACUCACCAAGCAAACCGCGAUCCUCCCAUAACAACGGAUUAACUGAUGACAUUCCGGACCUGGAUGAUAUGGACCUCCCCGAUAGCACUGGCAAAAAGCGAAAACGCCUCGAAGCUGGCGAUGAUACUGGGACCGAACUCGGUGACGAAGAGCCUAUCAAGAAACGCCGAAGCUCAAUCAAAAGCGACUUGAGCGAUCCAAUUGACGACGAUAUGCCCCUCUCCCCGGAGCCCAUUGAAGACCCCAUCGCUACCAAUGACGACGAGUUGCCGGUCGACGACGUCCCCGAAUCCGAUCUUCCCGCUCCACCAGUUAAAGGCAAAAGAGGCAAAAGGGGUAAGCGCAGAGGAAGACGAGCCCUAGAUGCGGAUGAGGAGACCGAAGGUGGCGAUGCUGUGACUGAGGACGUCGCUGAUGAGAAUCUUGGGGAAGAAGAAGAGCCCACAGAACGCGAGGAAGUCAACAACGCCGAAACAGCGGCGAAACUCGAAGAAGAAUCCGCCAAGAAAAUGGCUGCUCUGGAAUCUUUAGCGACACUGGAAAAAGAAUUUGCAGCAUUGCGUGACAAGAUUUUUGACGAAAAAAUCACGACCCUCAACCGUGAGCAAGAAAUGCUCACUGGUCCAAACCCAACACACCCCGAGUAUCUGCGCCAGAUCGAAUGUGUGGAACGUUACCGCGAUUCCAAGAUCAACUACGAACGCACGCUGUUCCGUUUCCGCCAGCAGGCCCUGGUAAACAAGAGCUUGGCGGAGAGAGCGCAGGCGAACAGUACCUUCUUCCAGCGCAUUAGAGAUGCCCGGGAGAAACACUCAAGUGCUGUCAGCAAGCAGUUCUACGCUAUCCAACAUGAUCGCUUCAAGACGGAUGAAUUAAGCCCGCAUCACAUCAUCUCAUUCCCCACCCGUCGCUCCCAGCAGAUCGCGAAUCAGACCGCCUACAAUCAAGAGGUUUCUGUUAUGGCUGGUGUCGCAAAAUAUGUUGGAUUCCCAGCUGCUCCCACAUUAUUAGGCGCGCGCCCAUCGGAAUUGGAUGACGAUCUUGAAAAGAUGGGGAUAACCGUUGAAACCCGGGCCUCGGCCCCACGGCAUUCAUCGACAUUGCCUCCUCGGCCUGCCAUGUCGGCGAUGUCAUCCAACGUUUUCCCAACAGCAGCCGAAGAAGCCUUCUUGGAGCAAACGCCAUGGGCCAAUCCACAACAUCCGAUCCAUCAGCAACAGGCACAGCAUCAGUACUCUCAACAUCAUCGUCCUCAAGGCCGCGCCUUUGAGCAUCCACAAGCAUCAUCAUAUGCGACCCCGGCGGCUCAAAAACGGGUAGUGGAUAUUAAUGCGCCGAACGGAUCAGCAUCUACAAUCCCGGAGAAUGUCUCGGCUGCUAACUCCUCGGCCAAUAACACGCCUUACGGCACUGAGCAGGAAUCACGACACCAGCAGCACGGUCCUUUCCGCAAUCCGGAUUAUGACCUCGAGCGUAAAUCUGGCUUCCGAUCUCAAAGUUCGUCGCCACUGGAUGUGCGAAAAUCUCACCCCCACCCAGGCCAUGCUUUAGAGCGUCGCUCUCCCGUACCUGAUUCUUCCUCCCGCAAUCCUAUUUUCUCUCCACCUCCUGCUCGCCAAGGCUUGUUCCAACCCUCUGCCAGGCCAGAUAUCUCUCCGACCAUGACCUCCAAGACAAUCGACGCGCUACAUUAUCGUCCUCAGUCUGAGCUAUCAACAGGAUCUGGUCCAAGCCAUAUGCCUACCCGAUAA
Messenger RNA from Penicillium pulvis, 2118 nucleotides. RefSeq lists its product as uncharacterized. NCBI's taxonomy places the organism in Eukaryota, Fungi, Ascomycota, Eurotiomycetes, Eurotiales, Aspergillaceae. The coding region runs from base 1 to 2118 and encodes 705 amino acids. Gene Ontology annotation, cellular component: Sin3-type complex. Gene Ontology annotation, biological process: negative regulation of transcription by RNA polymerase II. The transcript has 4 exons. The record is from RefSeq and is a predicted model, not a curated record. Gene Ontology annotation, molecular function: histone deacetylase binding.